Microthlaspi erraticum is the source of this 1668-nucleotide messenger RNA. NCBI's taxonomy places the organism in Eukaryota, Viridiplantae, Streptophyta, Magnoliopsida, Brassicales, Brassicaceae. The record is from the annotation of a GenBank genome assembly.
AUGACGUCGGAUCUCCACAACCUGUCUCUGCAUCAGCCAUAUCAAGAUCCUGCUGAUGUGAUUAUUGCUGAUGGUUCCACUAUGCCUAUCACACAUACGGGUUCAAUAUCUCUUCCUACACAAUCUCGUGCUCUCCACUUAAAUAAUGUUUUAUAUGUACCAGAUAUUCAUAAAAAGCUUAUAUCGGUAUAUCGAUUGUGUAACGCUAACCGUGUUUCGGUGGAAUUCUUUCCUGCAUCCUUUCAGGUGAAGGAUCUGAGCACGGGAACCCCAUUACUCCACGGCAGAACUAGGGAUGAGUUGUAUGAAUGGCCUAUCAAUCCAUCUCAAGUUUCCGCCAUGUUUGCUACACCAAGCUCCAAAGCCACCGUUUCUUCUUGGCAUUCUCGUUUAGGCCAUCCAGCCUCUUCCAUUUUAAACACCGUCAUUUCUCAAUUUUCUCUUCCUGUUUCAAAACAAUUUCAUAAGCUUUUGCCUUGUUCUGAUUGUUUCAUCAAUAAAAGUCAUAAAAUUCCUUUCGCUACAUCUACCAUAACCUCUUCUAGAACUCUUGAAUAUCUAUUCUCCGAUGUUUGGAGUUCUCCAAUUCUAUCCCUUGACAAUUUCAAAUACUAUGUUAUUUUCGUAGAUCACUAUACACGCUAUACUUGGCUGUAUCCUCUUAAACAGAAAUCACAUGUCAAGGAAACGUUCAUGGCUUUCAAGAGCUUUGUGGAAAACCGAUUUCAGACAAAGAUUGGAACUCUAUAUUCUGAUAAUGGAGGGGAAUAUGUGGCGCUUAGAGCAUACCUUGCAACACAUGGGAUCUCCCACCUCACGUCUCCACCACAUACUCCAGAACAUAACAGAAUUUCGGAAAGGAAACAUCGCCAUAUUGUGGAAACCGGCAUGACUUUGUUGUCGACGGCAUCGGUGCCUAAGACGUAUUGGCCAUAUGCUUUUGCAGUUGCGGUGUACCUGAUUAAUCGACUGCCGACGCCAAUUCUUCAUCUCCAAUCUCCUUAUCAGAAGCUCUUUGGUGUUGCUCCGAAUUAUGACAAACUUCGGGUCUUUGGCUGCUCAUGUUACCCGUGGAUGAGACCAUAUAAUCACCAUAAGCUUGAUGAUCGGUCUCUUCGAUGUGUCUUUCUCGGGUACUCUAAUACACAGAGUGCGUACUACUGCUUACACAUCUUGACGGGUCGGAUUUAUACUUCACGGCAUGUACAAUUUGAUGAGAGCACCUUUCUGUUUGCACUUCCGACAUUGACGGAGAUCUCUACUUCCGAUGAUAUACCUCCGUCUACAAUUGGUGGGCACAGUCCUACAACUCUUCCUAAUUCUCCAUCUACGCCGCCGGCAAACCCGUGCUCCGACCUUCACGCUGCUCAUUCUCCGCCAUCAUCGUCCGUCGGCACAACCCAGGUAUCGCCUCUGAACUCAAACUCUUCUUCUUCUCCGUCUACAUCUGAGCGCACUGCUCCCCAAGAAAAUGGGCCGCAACCCACGGCCCAACAUCCUCAUCCUCCUAACACACAAAAUUCGCCAUCAGCCCACUCUCACUUAAAUAACCCAAUUUCACCCAUGGCCCAAAUUGAAUCUUCUCAAACCUUUUCGUCAUCUCAAUCUCAAACUCAAUCUGAUGCCUCUUCAUCGUCUUCUCCGACCAUAUCACCACCACCAAAAUGA